This is a messenger RNA of Halichondria panicea, 2377 nucleotides long. RefSeq names its product 4-hydroxybenzoate brominase (decarboxylating)-like. Gene Ontology annotation, molecular function: N,N-dimethylaniline monooxygenase activity; flavin adenine dinucleotide binding; NADP binding. The transcript has 2 exons. NCBI's taxonomy places the organism in Eukaryota, Metazoa, Porifera, Demospongiae, Suberitida, Halichondriidae. The record is from RefSeq and is a predicted model, not a curated record. The coding region runs from base 314 to 2158 and encodes 614 amino acids.
CAGGCCUUGUAUGGUUUCUGUGAGCUGAGCAGAGAUAUUAAACCUUCAGCAUUUAAUAUGCAUGUUCACUUGCCAGUCACUAACUUGAACUUACACUUAGUAAUAGCUAGGCUAGUUGAAAACCAAGUUGGCUCACCACUUAACUGCUUUUCUGCUAAGUGGAAUCAUAUGGGAAUUGAGUUUUGAUUAAUUCAUGAUCAGCAUAAAAGGACAUCACUGGGAAGAGAGUCAGCAGAGUGCUCAACAAAAUCACCCCAGAUGCUAAAAAACAGUGUCAGAGAUUACAAGCUAAGAAAACCAUUGAAGCUCAACAAUGGCUUCACUACCGACAAUGGCAGAGGAAGGAAAUGUGUGCUACCAUGAUGUCACUGUCAUUGGAGCUGGUUGGUCAGGCCUUGUUGCGUGCAAGUACAUGAAAGAGGAGGGGCUAUCAGUGGUAUGUAUCGAGAGGAAAGGGGAUAUUGGAGGGGUGUGGCUGUACUCAGACGACUCGACUAUUCCCACGGUGAUGAAAUCAACUCGUUGUACAUCCUCCUCCACUGUAACUGAAAUGUCCGAUUUCCCAAUGCCUCUUGAAAUAGGGACUUUUCCCACCCAUGAUUCCAUUAUGCAAUACCUACAUGACUAUACCAAUUGCUUUAAAUUGAUGCCUCACAUUCAACUCAAUACUGAGGUGGCACUUGUCGAGAAAAAAGAUGCUACAUGGUAUACUACGUGCUCCAAUGGGACCGUGUACUCAAGCAGGAAUCUAGUCAUAGCUACCGGUGUUGUACAGCAACCAAAUAGGGAGCUUGAAGAUUCCCUCCUCAGUAGCUUCACCGGUAAAAUCUACCACGCAAGCGAGAUCAAGGCCCCUCUAGAAAAGCAUCGAGAGCAGAGACUACUCGUCUUGGGAGGGGGAGAAACAGCGAGCGAUAUUUGCACAGAGUGGAGAGAUCUAGUCGACUUCACAUACUGGAGCAUCCCAAGAGGACAACACUUUUUCAGAAAGUACGCUAAAGUUGUUCCGUGGGGAAAACCCCAGGCUCUGGAUAAAGCAUCAUCUAGAAUGAUGAAAGCACUUGCGCCAUACCAUCGAGGAAAGCCUGGACUCUCUUGGAUCUGCAAGUGGACAACGAAUGGAUCGCUAUUGGCCUAUCAAGGUCAUGGAAUUUCCGAGUGGAAAAACGAUGCAAAGUUUUUUCAUUUCUUCUUUAACAAGAAUGGCAAGGUCUUGGAUUUAGUUGACUACAAGCGUCUUGUGCCUAAGGGUGGAAUUACAAAAUGUGAAGGAAAGAAAAUCACAUUUGUCGACGGUACCUCUCAAGAAUUCGACCUCAUCAUCACCUCAACAGGGUACAAAGUGCAGUAUCCCUACCUACCAAAGCGCUACUCAGACGUGAAAAUAAUUAGUAGGCACAAGUUCGUUUUUGAUGUUGAGGAUCCAUCGAUUGCUUUUAUUGGUCUUGCUCGACCUAUUGUUGGCUCCAUUGUAGGAAUUUCUGAGCUCCAGGCCCGAUGGUCGGCCAAAGUGUACAGUGGGUACAUUCCCCUGAAGAGUCUGGAGGAAAGGCGAACAGACGUAGCAAAGGACACAGCACACUGGCAGGAAUACUUCCGGGAAUCUUCGCAACGAAUCGAAGGUCUGGUUGAGGGGUACACCUAUGUGGACGACUUAGCCAAGCAUGCUGGAAUCUAUCCCAAUUAUUGGGAGCUGUUCAAGACUAACCCGCGACACUGGUACAUCGCUGUUUUCUCACCGUACAAUUCUGCAAGUUAUCGAAUAAGCGAACCACAACACAGGGAGCAAGCUAUUGCCACACUGAACAGCCAUCGUAAAGGUACACUCACUCCUGCACACCUCUUCUUGAUUCUUUUCCUGCGAAUCAUUUGGUUCGAUUGGUGGUUAAUUCAAUUGAGCACUAUCAAGUAUCGUAUUCAGAGUGCCAGCUGGUGGCCACGUAUCCGAGAUACUCGUGCAAUGAGAGCAGUCAACCAUGUAUGGACGUACCCCAAAAGAGUUAUGUUUGACAACAUAUCGAGCGAUCGCAAUGAAGAGUUGACGCUAAGAAAUGGACACCACCUGUCGCCAAAACAGAAUGGACAUGUGUUGACUGGUGAAAAUGGAAUGUGUGUACACAAUAAACAACAAACACUUAGUAAGAGACCACACACAUAACCUUGCAUGUGUCGGGAAGUAGCAACCAUUUCAUUAGCUCAAUAUACAUGCCAUGCAUUCUUCUCAUACCAUUCACCAAAUUAAUAGUAGUAUUCAUUGUCAUGAAAUCCAAUGUGCAACAAAAAACAUUGUCAUUAUUUCCCAUAAUAGCAGUGAAUAUUUUUAUAGGAUUGAUGCAUGUUUUUUACAGAUGCCAAAUAAUAAUUGUAAGCACUGCAA